GGACAAGUCCAAGGGGAAAGCUAGCUGUGCGGGCGGUCUCCUGGGGGAAGCCAUCCCACCUGAUGCAGGGGGUACCCAACGGAGAGGGGCCGCAGCCACGCGCCUGCCUCUGCCCACAGCGCGGCUCCGCCACCCGAGAGUUCCCGCGAGUGGCCCCCGCGCCCCAGCCACGCGGGGGGCUGUUCGGUUGGAGGCGGGGAGCAGCCGGGGCACCAAAAUAGGAGCCGCUUGUGGGCUGGAGCUGCACUAGCAGGCAGCCUCCGCCGCGCCUCUUCCAAAGAUGGUCAGAGGGUCCGGAGGCACCUCCGCCCCCGCUCGCCCCUAGCCCGCGGGCCCGCACUGCGUCCCGUCCCGGAGCCGUCGCCGGAGCCAUGGCUCUAAAAGGACAAGAAGAUUAUAUUUACCUUUUCAAGGAUUCAGCGCAUCCGGUGGAUUUUCUGGAUGCGUUCAGAACAUUUUACUUGGAUGGAUUAUUUACUGAUAUUACCCUCCAGUGUCCUUCAGGCAUAAUCUUCCAUUGUCACCGAGCUGUUUUAGCUGCUUGCAGCAAUUAUUUUAAGGCAAUGUUCACAGCUGACAUGAAAGAAAAAUUUAAAAAUAAAAUAAAAAUCUCUGGCAUCCACCAUGAUAUAUUGGAAGGCCUUGUAAAUUAUGCGUACACUUCCCAAAUUGAAAUAACUAAAAGAAAUGUUCAAAGCCUGCUUGAAGCAGCAGAUCUGCUACAGUUUCUUUCAGUAAAGAAAGCAUGUGAGCAGUUUUUGGUAAGGCACUUGGAUAUUGAUAAUUGUAUUGGAAUGCACUCCUUUGCAGAAUUUCACAUGUGUACAGAACUAGAGAAGGAAUCUCGAAGAAUUCUAUGCUCAAGGUUUAAGGAAGUAUGGCAGCAAGAGGAAUUUCUGGAAAUCAGCCUUGAAAAGUUUCUCUUUAUCUUAUCCAGAAAAAAUCUCAGUGUUUGGAAAGACGAAGCUAUCAUAGAGCCAGUUAUUAAGUGGACUGCUCAUGAUGUAGAAAAUCGAAUUGAAUGCCUAUAUAAUCUCCUAAGCUAUGUCAACAUAGAUAUAGAUCCAGUGUAUUUAAAAACAGCUUUAGGCCUUCACAGAAGCUGCCUGUUAACCGAAAAUAAGAUCCGAUCUCUAAUAUACAAUGCUUUGAAUCCCAUGCAUAAAGAGAUUUCCCAGAGGUCCACAGCCACAAUGUAUAUCAUUGGAGGCUAUUACUGGCAUCCCUUAUCAGAGGUUCACAUAUGGGAUCCUUUGACAAAUGUUUGGAUCCAGGGAGCAGAGAUACCAGAUUACACUAGGGAGAGCUAUGGCGUUACAUGUUUGGGACCCAACAUUUAUGUAACUGGGGGUUACAGGACGGAUAACAUAGAAGCUCUUGACACAGUGUGGAUCUAUAACAGUGAAAGUGAUGAAUGGACGGAAGGUUUGCCAAUGCUCAAUGCCCGGUAUUACCACUGUGCAGUCACCUUGGGUGGCUGUGUCUAUGCUUUAGGUGGUUACAGAAAAGGGGCUCCAGCAGAAGAGGCUGAGUUCUAUGAUCCAUUAAAAGAAAAAUGGAUUCCCAUUGCAAACAUGAUUAAAGGCGUGGGAAAUGCUACUGCUUGUGUCUUACAUGAAGUUAUCUACGUCAUUGGUGGCCACUGCGGAUACAGAGGAAGCUGCACCUAUGACAAGGUCCAGAGCUACAAUUCAGAUAUCAAUGAAUGGAGCCUCAUCACCUCCAGUCCUCAUCCAGAAUAUGGAUUGUGUUCAGUUCCAUUUGAAAAUAAGCUCUAUCUAGUUGGUGGACAAACUACAAUCACAGAAUGCUAUGACCCUGAACAAAAUGAAUGGAGAGAGAUCGCUCCCAUGAUGGAAAGGAGGAUGGAGUGUGGGGCCGUCAUCAUGAAUGGAUGUAUUUAUGUCACUGGGGGGUAUUCCUACUCGAAGGGAACAUAUCUUCAGAGCAUUGAGAAAUAUGAUCCAGAUCUUAAUAAGUGGGAAAUAGUGGGUAAUCUUCCAAGUGCCAUGCGUUCACAUGGGUGCGUUUGUGUGUAUAAUGUCUGAUUAAAUCCAUAGAGAUGACCAAGUAGGUAGUCACUGUUUCAGGGUGUAGGAAAAAAAAAAAAGGGAAAUGUAGGGUUUGGAGUCUCUUACUUGUUUUUGUGGACUGGCACUUAACAGGUACAUUCCUGUUCCUAACCUCCACUCUACACCCCUAUCCAAUGAUUAAUGGUCCAGAAAAAUCUUAUGUAUACUUACAGUUGAAUCAGUGGGGUUAAAAUCUAUAAUCUUUGCCUAUCAAAGAUGAUUUGGAACAUCAGACACUUGGCAAAAGGUGAAUUGCCUUUGUGGUGAAUUUUUUUUCUCCUAAUAGCAUCAACACUGGGUGUAGGUCAAAAUCAUUCUGUAGAAUGAAAUGUCUCUUAUAGCCCUGUAAUGUAAUAGAUAGUGUACAUUAAGCUUCCAUGAGUAACAAGGAAUUUGCAAUAUAAGGAGGGAAUCUUCUCUACCUCUAAAGAAUCAAUACUUAAAAUUUUUGUCACCUUUAGCAUUAUUUAGAAUGUGGACUUAAAUCUAGUUUUUUUUUUUCCUUUGUAGCGUGUACUAUUUAUUGUAAUUAUUCCUUAUUUACUGACUACCAGAGAUAUACAAGAUACUGUGCAAAGAUUAUUACUGUUCAGAGUUUACAGACUAAAUUAAAGAGAAUGGAAAAAUCUGAAAAAUUGCAGAGAAAAUAGUUGAACAUUUGCUGAUCCUUAAAUCUAUUUUUAAUUUCAGCAUUGAUGUAAAUUGCUGGUUUAGGUGUCUUUAGUUGAAGCAUGUUAGAAAAAUGUUCUUUAUUCAUAAGUAUGAAUACAUGUCUGCAUAUGAAAUUGAAUUGUAGAGCCAGAAAGCAUAUAGAACAGUCGUGAUAUAGUAAAAAAUACAUUGAGGAAAAGAAAUUUGAAUUCAUUUGUAACAUUGGAUGGAGUCACUUAACCUCUAUUCAAUUAGAGGUGCCCUUCCCAUGUACACUGGCACUUGGGGUCAUAGAUCUGCCUGGAUAUGGAUCCCCACAACUCUUGGGGUGGCCUGGAUGGCUGGAGCUUCUGGGCCAGAAACAUGCCUGUCCAUUUUCUCCAGUGUGCAGACCGUAUCACUUUCCAUGUUUGCCAUAACUUGAGAAAAGUUGGGAAGCAUUGCUUAGGUUAAUUCAUCUGAACUUUGAGUAAAUCUGUUAGAUCAUCUCCCCACCCUCUUCAUUUUUUAAAGAGAUAGUGAUUAUUUUUAACUUUGAAUAUGUAAGUUUAAAUUUGCCUGAUGCUUCUGGGGUUUUUGGUUUGUUUGUAUGUUUAAUUUUAGAAAGAACCUGUCUAAUGCAUUCAUUUCAGAAGGCAUUUUUUAAAAAUAGAUAGAACCCUUCAGGAAUACAAUAUGGUACUACAUAGAAAGAGCCACAAAACAAUGAUGUCUUUGCUUCAUAUUCUACUCCUGAAUUUGUAAUCUAAAGAAUAAUAUAAAAACAAAACAAACAGAAUGGAAAAUGAAUGAGGUUGUUUAUGUCUGCAGUAUUUAUAAUAGCAAAAAAUUGGAAAUAACCUAAAUGUCAAAGAAGAAAGUGGGCUAGUAGAAAGAGUGAAGUCUUAUACUGCUAUUAAAAUAAUUAUUUGGAAGACUGUGUAGGAACAUGGACAUGUCUGUGAUAUGAUGAGUAAAAUAAGCACAAUACAAAAUGAUAUGCACACUAUCAUUGUGACUGUAAAAUGCAUGUGGAAGGCAGUAUGCAGAACUGAAAUUCAUUGUGUUAGUGUAGGGGUGAAUGGGAUGAUUUUAAUUUAUUUAAGUGUUUUUCUUUAAUAUUGCUUUGUAUUUUCAGUAAAAAUAAAGAAAUUGCUGUAUA
Messenger RNA from Sus scrofa (pig), 3864 nucleotides. It is a transcript of the gene KLHL23, whose product is annotated as kelch like family member 23. The record is from RefSeq and is a predicted model, not a curated record. Gene Ontology annotation, molecular function: protein binding. Lineage: Eukaryota; Metazoa; Chordata; Mammalia; Artiodactyla; Suidae.